Nicrophorus vespilloides is the source of this 1925-nucleotide messenger RNA. RefSeq names its product 5'-nucleotidase domain-containing protein 1 (gene Nt5a). Gene Ontology annotation, molecular function: 5'-nucleotidase activity. The coding region runs from base 464 to 1891 and encodes 475 amino acids. The transcript has a single exon. The record is from RefSeq and is a predicted model, not a curated record. NCBI's taxonomy places the organism in Eukaryota, Metazoa, Arthropoda, Insecta, Coleoptera, Silphidae.
GCGCAAAGUUCUUUGUAAUUGUGACUUUGAUAAGGACUUCGGGCGUUAUCAAAUGGCAAUGAUCAAGUCGAAUGUUUAUUAUUUGUUUAGAUCAUGUGACCGAGUGGUGCACGCGUUUAUGAGCGACUAUUUUUGUUAUUGAAUUGCGGUGCCAGGCGCGAUUUAGAAUUGGUAAAGGAAUCGUCGAAGUGGAGAGGCAAUCCCAAUGACCGAUUCUCAGUGGUCGCAGCGUAGUAGAAGAUUUAGAGAAGUUAAGAACAGUUAACGUCCGGAAAUGAAGACGUCAGCGCGGCAAUUCGUGAAGUUGAGAUAAUUGCAUUAUGCGAGAGCGACAUAGUCAGAUCGAUAAUCGUAAUUGGAUUUCGUGCAGUUUGUGGUUGGUGCGUGCAUCUCGGAGCUGACACUUUCAGUGCUUGCUGCUACUGCUAUCGACCAACAACAAAAAACUUAAGGUGUCAUUAUCAUGUGUGUGUUGAUUAGUUUACGCAAUCAGGCGUUCGUAUCAUCAAUGCCGAACGCUGUUGUGAUGGUGGUAGGGAAGAUAAGACAUAAGCUAGCGUCCAGCUGUUUUGACAGCAAGUGUUUCUAUAGCUCUCGUCCUGUUCAGAACAUCCAGAAGAGCAGAGUACCAAAAAUGUUCGAGUGUUCUAACCUAAAGGUGAACUCCAAGGAGUCUUUCAAAUUCCUAGAUUACGAUUGUCUAGGGUUCGAUCUUGACAAUACUAUAUGUAGAUAUAAGGUUAGCAAUAUGGUAAAAUUAGAAUAUAAAUGCCUAGCCAAUUUUCUAAUAAAAGAACGUGGAUAUUCAGGAGUCCACCUGAAUAGACCAAUUGAGGAGCAUAUAGAUUUUAUGAUCAAAGGCCUCAUACUUGAUGUUGAGAGGGGCAACCUGUUGAGAAUUGCUCCCGAUGGCCAUAUUCUGCAUGGAACCCAUGGUACUAAGAAGCUGGAUGACAAUGAACUAACGUCAUACUAUGGAACCGAAUGCAGAUGGGAAACAACCACACUUUUCAGUCAGAAUCCACUGAAAACAUGGAAUGGUCCUUACUCUAAGGUUGUAAGACCUUUAUUAGAUUAUUUUGAUAUGCCUGCUGGCCUCAUAUUUGCUCGAGCUGUUGACACUAUUGAUGAGGAGAAUGGCUGCAAAUUAGAGAAAUAUAAUAUAUACUCAGAUAUAUUGGAUGCUUUACAAGACAUGUUCCACAAGGACAACUUUAGUAAAAACACCAGUGAGUACUUCACAGCCAUCAAGGAACAUCCAAGUGACUACAUUCAGAAGUGCAGUGCUAACAUGAUGGACUGGCUUGUCUCCCUAAAGAAGCAGAAGAAAGUUUUAUUUUUAAUUACUGGAUCUCAUGUGGAUUUUGCUUCAUUCACUUCCACUCACUGUAUGGGACCUAACUGGAAAGACCUCUUUGAUAUAGUCAUCUGUUUUGCCAAAAAACCUGGAUUCUUUACAGACAACCGUCCCUUCAUUGGUGUUGAAGGCUUUAAAGAAACUGAAGAAGUGACAGAUCUCCAAACCAAUGGGGUAUACUUGAAUGGUAACUGGGCUGGUAUGCACAAAUUUCUCCAGCAGGCAUCCAAGAAAAACAAUCCUAAAGUUUUGUAUGUUGGUGACAACCUGAUACAAGAUGUUUAUACUCCAGCUGUAAAUACAACCUGCGACGUUGUAGCGGUUUGUGAAGAACUUGAGGCAGAGGGCAUUUUUGGGCACAGCAAGAAUCACACAGACCAAGACUUAUUGGUUUCCAAUAUUUGGGGUUCUUACUUCCAUCGCGUCGACGAGUUCAAGGAAACAAUCUGGUGCGGAUUUAUAAAAAAGCACGCAAAACUAUGCAUUCCUAGUUUAGAAUAUGUUGCUCAACACCAAAUUGACCAUGAGUUCUAAAACUUGUUUUUUAACAUUUAUUUUAAUAAUCUAA